AUGAUACAAUGCCCAACAUGCGGUUCUGAAACUUUCUGCGGUUCGUCUGAAUUAUACAUCCCUGAGACGCCCUCCUUCCUUGAACCGGAUCACCUUAAGAAAUUGACGGACCAAAUUGCUGCGAAGGCAAGAAGAUCAAAUUCACUAGCAGAGAAGCUCGAAGAGGCAGCGGUAUCGGCUCGCAGGGAGUCAGAUCGUUGGCAAGCGGUUCUAAAAUCAUACCAAAAUCAUUCAUCGCCAGUUUUUCGUCUACCGACAGAAGUUUUGGCUCUCAUCUUUGAACGCUGCCUGGAACAAGACAGCGCAGGGCAUGUGUUUUCGCGUCGUUCUGUGCCGUGGAAACUGGCCCAGACUUGUCGCCGUUGGCGUUCAACAGUCCUAACGACGCCGUCGUUGUGGAAUGUUGUUCGACUGGACAUCAAUCGUGCAGCUCAGCGUCCCGAAUCGGUGAAAAUUCUGCAAAUUUGGUUGGAAAGGUCGCAAACACUUCCUAUAUCGUGCUUGAUUAUACUGGGCGACUCGUCAUUGAAGGAGUUUGACCUGGAGGUCAUUGAUACUCUUCUCUUGCAUUCGAUGCGUUGGGCCCAUAUCGAUCUCGAUUUCCGACACCACGGCGAUCUUUACCAUCGCCUGGUAACCUCAGAUAUGAAUCUUCCGCUACUUGUGUCACUUCGAAUGCGUGCCAAGAUAUCGACCCAACACCCGGAUUUUCCAAACGAUUGGUGUCAUUUACCCAACAGGUGGAUUGCUCCGAGGCUGACGGAGGUUUCCAUCUCUCUCCUCAAUCGACAGAGUUUCAUGCCAAUCUUCAUCAUACCCUGGCCACAACUCACCGAACUCAGCUGGACUACCUCGCCAAAAGCAUUUCUGAAAAUCGGGUCGACCUUCUCACAUCUACAAUACUGCGUGAUAUACUUCGAUUUCCAUCAUCCCGCUGCCAUUCUACCGAUUCCGAAAUGCACCCUCCCUAGACUCCGUUGCCUUCACCUUUCCGGAACUUUCUCGAGUGUCUUCUCGUUUAUCAACCACAUCUCGGUCCCAGUCCUGGAAGAUCUCUCCUUGGAUUUUUGGGAACAAAUCAGUCCAGUGUCGCGCCACCUCUUAUCGGCUUUAUCCAGGCUUCGCACACGGAGUUCUUUUGAACUGAAAUACUUAUCAGUGCCUCUCGCGAUCUUCGACUGUCCGGAUGCCCCUACACUUCUAGAAAACUUCGGGAAUAUUCGAGAACUCGGUCUUAUUAUGAAUACAGAGGAGAGCUACGAUCAGGCACUUCCCCACUUCUUGCAUUUACGUGUGCUUCGAAACUUGGAAAUAUUACAUCUGACGUUUCGCGGAGAACCUGAAAACGGCAGGUUGUUUACGGAUAUCUUGGACCUAGUGGAAACCAGACGCCGACCGACUGCUGAACCCUCAACGCCUUGUACUACACUGAAAAUGUUGUCAGUGAAAAUUCUCAAAUAUCCUUACUUCUCAACACACCAUGAACUUGUCCAUCUCGAGCCCUUCAGACGACUUCUGAGAUUACAGAAAGAUGGGCUCGUUUUACUAGGCCAUGUAGUCGAAGGAAGGUGGCAUACGAGUUAUCGAGAUACGCGUUGGAACCCUGGAGAUGUGACAAGAGCAGAGCGGCGAUGGCAUAGGUUCGGUCGUACCGAUUGGUUGUUCAAGCCUGAAUUCGAGGAUUAUCGAUGUUGUUGCCAUGGGUUGACUACGCACUUUUCACAAUUCUUGGAUGACCACCCACUAAGUAAAAAGUCUUUGAAUUAUAUACAGCGUAAUCCAGGUAAGUACAAGUACAGCAUAGGGAAGAAUUGA
Molecule: messenger RNA, 1815 nt
Organism: Marasmius oreades (fairy-ring Marasmius)
Lineage: Eukaryota; Fungi; Basidiomycota; Agaricomycetes; Agaricales; Marasmiaceae
Exons: 2
Coding region: 1-1815 (604 amino acids)
Source: RefSeq, a predicted model, not a curated record